Pygocentrus nattereri (red-bellied piranha) is the source of this 2643-nucleotide messenger RNA. Its product is annotated as EF-hand calcium-binding domain-containing protein 4A. Gene Ontology annotation, molecular function: calcium ion binding. The transcript is spliced from 10 exons. Lineage: Eukaryota; Metazoa; Chordata; Actinopteri; Characiformes; Serrasalmidae. The record is from RefSeq and is a predicted model, not a curated record. The coding region runs from base 125 to 1342 and encodes 405 amino acids.
CAGAGAGAGAGAGCGAGAGAGAGAGAGGGAGAGGCAGGCAGGCAGGCGCUGGAGCCGCAGAACACCUGAGAACACCUGAGGUGGCUGUGCUGAACAGCAGGCGCGUCCCCAACUCCACAGAGUAAUGUCAAGUUGGCUGAAGGAUGGAGAGGUGCUGGAGGGUGAGGGCAGUGGUCAGUCAUCUCCAUGUACCCCCAGGCUGAGGAGCCCCAUGCCAGCCAGAGGGGGAAGACCUUCCCCCAGCAGUGGAGUGAACAGAGACCAGGCUGCAGGCCCUGUCCCGCAGGACCACAUGAGUAAAGCCAAGGAGCUGUUUGAGCUGUGUGACAAAGAGGGCAAGGGCUUCAUCACCAAGAGAGACAUGCAGCGGUUACAGGGAGAGCUGCCCUUGACCCCAGAGCAGUUGGAGUCCGUGUUUGACAGUUUGGAUCGAGACAGAAAUGGAUUCCUCACUCCCCUUGAGUUUCACACAGGCCUUGGGGAGCUGGUAGGAGAGGAGGAGUGUGAGGAGAAGGAGAGGGGAGUGGAUCCAACAGAGAUCAGAUUCACACAGAUUCUUAUGGAGCUCGGAGCAGAUAAACUCUUUAAAGAUCAGUGGGAGCUGUGCUCUCUGUGGUGUGAUUUACAGAGGGACAAACCAGAGUUAUUGAGUGUGCUGGAAGAAGUUCUCUCUCAUGCUGUCACUCAUCUUCAGGAUUCACUGAGGGAGAGGGAUAGUUUGGAAAAGGCACUGCGCAGGCGAGAAGAUGACCAUGACAGAAUGGUGCGCUCACUCUAUGAAGACCUGGAGAACCAAAUCAAAGAAGAGAGAGAAAAACGACGGGUUCUGGACAGUGUGAAGCAGGGAGACAGAAGGGAGCAGCUGCUGCUGGAGUUGAGGACACGAGAGCAGGAGCUAGAGUUCACACUUACCAAACAAAAAGAGCUGGAGACUAGGAUCGAGGCUCUGGGUCGGGAGCAGAUGCUCACGCGGGGACAGAACCAAAAGCUGCAGCAAAUGAACGCUGAGCUGCGGGACCAGCUGGAGCAGAGCCGGGAGGAGCUGCAGAGAGCCCUGAGCCAGCUACAGCUGCUGCAGGACACAAUCACACAACAGCACAAGGGCAAGCAGAGAGAAGUGCUAAAAGUGUCCAGAAACAUGCAGAAAGAGAGAGAGAGCCUGACGAGGCAGCUGGAUCUGCUCAGGGACAUGAACAAGCGCCUGCGGGAUGAGAAAGACGCACACCAGGAUCAGAAGAGGGUUAGUCACAGACAGUCCUUCAUGCCACCUAUCCUCCCUUACUCGCAGUGCAGCUGUGGGCAUGGCAACCCAUCCUGGGUGUACUCCUUUUACCCAUACUGAGCCGGACUCUGUGCUGGUGCAGAUGAGGUUGCUUCUAGUCUGUGACGUAAUGCUGUGGGCAGCGCUGUGCCUGUCUGUCCUUGGUCAGCAGAAAACAGUGAAUCUUCACCUUCUUUCACAGUCUUUGCACAUUGCUGUGAUAUGAGCUUGUGAACGAUUGUCUGAUGCUUAUUUGAUAUAAGGCAAAAGUGUGGAUUUGAUAUGGUGUAUCUGAUCCCUGUUACUCAGACAAGGAAUUCAGUUUUCCAGUGAGUCUGUUAAAAAGUCUUUUUGAUUUAGGACUGGGUUUAAACUGUAUCUGUGAAACCAAAUGGUUUGAUAUGAGUCUUCAGACGCAUUAGUAAGAUUGGCCUUCCAUGGCCUUUCACCUACUUGAAAGCUACAAGAGUGUAAAGCUACAUUAUCUAGAGGCAGAUGGCACAAAGCCCCAAGCUAAGACAAUGAACAACUAUGAGAAUAUGAACACAUAACUGUUGUGAAGUCAAGGACAUGUGAUGGGUUUCUUUUUAAGUGGAAAGACUGUGUAGGGCACAUUUGAAGGCCAGUCUGGAGCUGUGAAUGUAAUCACUGUUCUCUGUUUUAGAAGGAUGGAUAAGUAGAAAAAAAAGCUUUUCUUUUGUAACUGUUACAGAAAGCUCAACAGUGUUUCCCACUGAUUAUUAUUAUUUACUGUAUCAUUUAGUUUAGAUUGUUUUUGUUACUUAAAAAGUGACACUUAAAAUAUGCAAAACGACUCAGGAUGCACUAGCAUAAGAAAUAUCAAUGUAUUUCACAGCUAGAGUGCUAGAUUUUACCAUUGGGAUGGGAGCUGCUUAUUCAUUCAAUCCAUCCCAACUUCACUCUGAAGCUCUUGGAAGCUCAAGUGCUUAUCCAGCAUGUUUAUAACCAUCACUAGAAGCUCCACCCAGGAGAUAACUCCUAUUUGUCAUGGGGGAAACACUAUAAAUGAGACUGUUGGCCCAGUUGCUCUGAAUGAUUGCUUUUCUAAAUCAGUUUGCUAGGUGUUAUGUAAAAAUUUGUGACAGGACAAAGCUAUUUAUCUUUUUUUCUGUUUUAUGUGUGUCCAUUAUGUAUCUGUACCAUUUUGUGGUACACAUUAAUAAUGUGAAUUUAAUUUAUUAUUUUAUGUUUUUGUUGCUGAUUUCUCUGUGUUAGGUUGUUUUUCCUCAAAUGAAAAAAUCUGACUUAUCAUGAACAAAACAAAGACAAAGUUUGUAAAUCUGAAACUAGUCAGGUUAUGAACAAAUGGGUGUGUUUUCCAGCACCUCCACAGUGCACAAUAAAAGUCUUUAUUGAAGGUA